AUGGAAAAGCAGAUGGAGGAGCAGCAACUGCAACAUGCGUUACAGCAGUCACAAAUGGAACGCCUGUUACAGUUGCAGGAGGAAGAAAGGGCCCACAGACGGGCAUGGGAAGAAGAGGAGGCUAGGCGCCAAACUGCACAAAGAGAGUUGGACCAACGCCGAUGGGGAGCGUUGGCCUUCUCUAACCAGAUGGCGAUUAAUAACACCAAGGUGCUCCAUGACCAAGAGCGCCAUCAAAGAGAUUAUCAAGCCAGACUCCCAUAUGUUGAACACUCGAGGUGGAUAGAUUACCCCAACCUUCCUCAUCCGCAAGGGCCAUCCGAUCCAACCCCUCAUUGGCCCGAGGCAGUCGGCUCUAGUUUCAUUCCGAUUCCGUACCAACCGCCACCUCAACAAGAGUCGAGCCCGCUAGAUAACUACAGGGAUAUGUUUGAGGCCCUCACUGGUUAUCCGUAUCAGCCGAACCCGCCAGUGAACCCUAACGAGAGAUAUCAGCGGUAG
This is a messenger RNA of Helianthus annuus (common sunflower), 501 nucleotides long. RefSeq lists its product as uncharacterized. The coding region runs from base 1 to 501 and encodes 166 amino acids. The record is from RefSeq and is a predicted model, not a curated record. Lineage: Eukaryota; Viridiplantae; Streptophyta; Magnoliopsida; Asterales; Asteraceae. The transcript has a single exon.